AUGCAUGCGGGCGACUCGCCGUACUUCUAUGAACCCGAGUUCUUCAUCCCUAAGGCUCAGGUCGACGAAUACGGCCAGCGCAUCAUUGCAGUGCGCAAGAAGCCUCCGCGACCCUCAUGCGCUCCAAAGGUGCCUGCGCACAUCGUCAAUGAGUGCGAGAAGUCGUAUGAGGCCGCGGACGAGAAGAAAGUCAAGACAAGUGCAAAUCGAUUCAACAAUACCAGCGUGAUGGCCCUAAUCUGCCAUCACAACAUACCCAUUUUCCUAGCUAACGUAGAUACUCCAGGCGAGCAACAGAAAUAUGCGAUCACGCUCCUCGAGCAUCUCUUUACAUUCCUCCCCCCCAAUGCGACUGUUGUGGCACUGUACGACAUUGGCUGUGUCAUCGAUCGCAGCCUCGAACUGUACAACAUCCUACCUGUUGAUAUCCACCAACAACUCAUAUUCGCCAUCUCCGCAAUGCACGCAUACGGCCAUCAAUGGGCCUGUCAGAUCAUCUACAACCCCCGUUUACAUGAAGGCCUCAGGCUCACCGAUGGUGAGGGCGUCGAGAGGCUCUGGUCGAGGCUCCGUAAGCUCAUUCCCAUCACAUGCUCAUCUGCGCAAUCACAGCGUAUCUGGCUGAUCGACUGUCAGGCCAAGGUUAUCAGCCUUGAUCUGCAUGACGAUCUGGGCCACUGGAUCGCCCAACGCCUACGCCAUGGAGUGGAAUCAAGGGAGGCAUCAUCUUUUGAAGAGCUGGCGCGAGUAGGUAUUCCCAAGGAGGAGCUACGAGAUGAAUGGAAGCAGCAAUGCGUAGCGCAGACAUCUAUCAGAGUGCAUGCUCCAGUGCAUCUCAAGAAGGAGCUGGAUGUUGUGUUGAGCCUGCAGGCUGACCUUGACACUGUCAACAAGGCUAUCGGAAUAACACGGAUAGUCCUUGAAAAUGGUGAAGCGUCUGCCGAGUCCCAUGAAGUCGUCGCGAGCCUCGAACGAUCACAUACAUGCCUGGUUGAUAAGGUAGAGGUCCUAUACUCAUCGCUCAACAUCACGGACAGCUUCCCAGACUUUGGAAACGUCAGCCUCGAGUUCGUGAGGCUGCUACUAAUGGCACGCGACCUGAAGAUCAACAUUCGCAAGUGCGCAGUGGGGAGCUUCUUUGAAUGGGAUUGGCUGGACCAAGCGGUCGGUGGACAGCACAACCCUCUAGGCACCAAGAUCCAUCAGCAGACCCGCAAAGCAAUUGCGAAGUGUACACCCGCCCUCAAGACAGUGAUCCGCAAGUUCAAUCGCUAUUGCGAGACCCUCAAAGAACUCAAACAGCUGGAGUGGACCAUCACCGUACCCCUUCCACUUCCCACUGACCUCAACGCCUAUCAUAUGCCAACUCAUGACAAUGCCCUCCGCGAUGAUGCCAGCCUCCUCGCUGAUGUCUGGAUUGACCCCUCACAAGCUCAAGCCCCCCGAUGGCUCAAAGACGUCGACGUCCGCAAGGGUAUUCGCACGCUCCUACUUGGAGACCGUUGUCUAGAGAAGCGGCGCUGCUUAGGAAGAGAGGCAGACAACAUCUGUCGUUGGUAUGGUAGUGAGCUUGCAGCCGCCAAACUGGCAUUGGCGACAUCAUCCAAUGCGGAUAUCGCGUUUCUGCUACAGCAAUGCACCACACUUGUGUCCGAGAUGACUCCCCUCCCUUACAUCAUCCAUCAAGAUGAUACAGACCCCUAUGGGCAUCUGGAGGAGGAGGAACCGUCAUACCUUGAGACAGAACAGCAUUUGGUGGAGGAUGUCUUCCUGGACGACGCUAGUGGCGAUGAGGGGCCCCCUGAGGAUGCAAGGUCCGAGGCAUCUGUCAUGACGAUAACCAUGACAUGGGAGACUCCAAUCCAUGUCACCAUCGAUGACGCUCCCCACCUCCUGCAAGCCACGGCCCCAGUCCUCUCGCAAUCGUUGCAAAGCAACAUCCACCUCGAUGUGUCAGACAUGAGUUGCCUGCAGAACCAGAGUGCGUGGAUGAAUGAUAGCUGCAUCAACGCAUGCAUGCAGCUCCUCCAACUCGUCUUCCUGGGUCCAGGAGGUGAGUGGGUGGCACUCCUGUCCACAUACAUGCUCCCCCUAGUGCGCGCAGAUGCCGGUGAUGCGACCCUCUGGCGCAAUGCGGCAAGCACACAUUUCUGGGAGAAGGAUGUAUGGACAAUCCCGAUCCACUACGAGGACCAUUGGAUGCUGGCGACCAUUGACAUUCCCUGGUCGCACGUUGCCUACUUCGACAGUUUUGCCCGGGAGCAUCCAUGGGAGGGUCAUAUUCAGGACGUCAUGCAGCUCACCGCGCGCCUGCUCAACAUUGCAGUGGAUAAGGGUCAUCACAUUGUCCACGCACAACGUGCAUGGGCCGUGUAUCCGACCACACAGCACAUCAGCACAACACAUACAACUGCAGCGUAUGGAUACUGGCCGUCAUCACGGCAGUUUUGCAUGGGUAUGACAUGA
Postia placenta MAD-698-R-SB12 is the source of this 2466-nucleotide messenger RNA. RefSeq lists its product as hypothetical. NCBI's taxonomy places the organism in Eukaryota, Fungi, Basidiomycota, Agaricomycetes, Polyporales, Adustoporiaceae. Gene Ontology annotation, biological process: proteolysis. The transcript has 12 exons. Bases 1 to 2466 code for a protein of 821 amino acids. Gene Ontology annotation, molecular function: cysteine-type peptidase activity. The record is from RefSeq and is a predicted model, not a curated record.